This is a messenger RNA of Fusarium musae, 861 nucleotides long. RefSeq lists its product as uncharacterized. NCBI's taxonomy places the organism in Eukaryota, Fungi, Ascomycota, Sordariomycetes, Hypocreales, Nectriaceae. The transcript has a single exon. Gene Ontology annotation, molecular function: oxidoreductase activity, acting on the CH-OH group of donors, NAD or NADP as acceptor. Bases 1 to 861 code for a protein of 286 amino acids. The record is from RefSeq and is a predicted model, not a curated record.
AUGGCAGAAAGAACCUCGCCUCACAGAGAACUUGAUCUCAUCAGCAAAGUCGCAGUAAUCAGCGGUGCAUCCCGCGGCAUCGGCCGCGCCAUCGCAUUCAACUUGGCUUCACGAGGAUGCUCCAUCCUCGGCACCUGCGUUAGUGACAAGGGCGUCGAUGCUCUAUCAACAGGCUUGGACGAUGAGAUCACCCAACGUGUUUACAAAGACACGUCUAGAGAGCGUCCGCCAGGUCAACAGAUCAAAGGAAUUAUCGCCGAUGUAUUCUCCCCCGACUGCGCCAAAACAAUUGCCGAUGCACUUGAGAAGUCUUUUAAUGGUCGCGUCGAUAUUCUUGUGAACUCUGCCGCUGACCCGAUGCCUGGAGUUAUCGGCCAGAUGACCACGGAGGAGAUCCAACGAAGCCUUCUAGGUAAUGUCCAAGCCCCAGUUCAAAUCGUCGAAGAACUCGUCCGCCGAAAGCUCUUCCAGCCCAACAGUCGCAUCAUCUACAUAUCAUCAGUGCGCUCGCGCCUCCCAUGGGCUGACCAACUCAUGUACGCCGCUGGUAAAUCGGCUGGUGAGUCUCUGUGUCGAACUUGGUCACAAGCCUUUGGUGGAAAGGACGAUCGAUACGCCUUCAUGUCAGGGACAACUGCGAAUGCUGUCACAGCGGGUUUGACGGAGACUGACGCUGUUAUGGACUGUGGACCGGAGGUGGUCAAAACCUUUCAGGAUGAAUUCUUUCCCUUGCAGAGUAUACCCAAGUUUGGACAGCCCGAGGACGUGGCUGAUGUUGUAGGGAUGCUUUGUGGCAAUGAUGGACGAUGGAUUACUGGUUCUGUUAUUAGUGCGAGUGGUGGCUGUAUCAAGAUGCAAUAA